Molecule: messenger RNA, 840 nt
Organism: Drosophila eugracilis
Lineage: Eukaryota; Metazoa; Arthropoda; Insecta; Diptera; Drosophilidae
Product: activating signal cointegrator 1 complex subunit 2 homolog
Exons: 2
Coding region: 55-840 (261 amino acids)
Source: RefSeq, a predicted model, not a curated record
AAGAACGGAGCUCAUCGAUCCAUUUCCAAACAUUGUCCAAGGAACCCCCACGACAUGCAGAUCUCCCAGAACAUAUCUGCAUUUCUUGUCAUCUUAUUGGCCAUUUUGGCCACUUGCGAAUCGCGUAGAAGUGCUUACCGCCUGCCAAAGCUGCAGGGACGCAGUGCUUCUGGCAGUACAUCUCCACAAGAUGUGGGUUCUGGUCGGGAUCUGAUGAAGAAGUUUAUGAUGAUGCGUGGACUCUUCCAGCAGCCGCCCAGUGACAAUGUGAUUGUGAUCACACAGCCCUCGACAACAACGACAACGACCACGCCCACUGGAUCGCCCACCACCACGACAUCGACGACAACAACAACCACGCCCACAACCAACAGUACGGCACGAUCCUUCAAUGGAAAUGUCCAUCAAAAGGAAGCACAGAAUAUUGAGGUACAGGAAAUUCCAGUGACCACCACCAUGACAGGUCGGGGUCUUCAGGAUCGACUGGAUCUACCAGAAGACAAGGAUGAGGAGGACAUCCUGGAACUGGAGACUCUAAAACCGAAAAAGUCAGCACAAUGGUCAACGAAACUUCGUCUGAAGGGCAUACAGUUGAACAAUAGAAAGAAGAACCUGGUCAAGAAGACACAUAGACGAGUCCACAAGCAUCCACAGAAAAAGAAGCGUCAUCAGAAGAGGAAGGUCAACAAGAAGCCAGCGGCAAACCAGCUACGGAACACCGAAUCCGCGGUCAACUUCAUCGAACCCUAUCACAACGAUCGAAUCCAACCACAAACUGGUCAGUCCGCCACCGAUUCUCGAUUGCAGCGCAUCUGGCGACGCUUUCAAAUAGCCAACUAA